CAGGGCACCUCUCUCUCUCUCUCUCUCUCUCUCUCUCUCUCACACUCUCUCUCUUUCUCUCUCUCUCUCUCUCUCUCUCUCUCUCUCUCUCCAUCAACAAAGGCUGCCGGGAUCGAUGACUUAGAGACACAGAGAGAGAGAGACUGAGAGAGAGAGAGAGAGAGAGACCCACACAGAGACAGACAGAGAGAGAGAGAGACAGAGAGAGAGAGAGAGAGUGUGUGUGAGACACAGAGAGAGAGACAGAGAGAGAGGCACACACAAAGGACGAUAGUUCAACAGAAGGCGCUCCGAUCGCCCGCCCCGCGGGUCCAUGGGUGGCGUGGAGGUGUGAGGCUCCCCCAGUGACUGAGGAAAGGCGGCUGCGUGGACAGAGCAGCACCCACCCCCACGGCCGAUGUUCAAAACAAUCCACGCGCAGGAGGAUGGGCCAGUGCAGAUGGAGAGUGUGAAGAGGAAGCGGAAGGAGACGAUCUCGACCCUCCGAGGAUCCAGGAGGAAGACCAACUCCAGCCCCGAGCCCCGGACCUCCUCCCGGUCCAGCGAGGAGCCUCGAGGCCGGGGUCGUGUGUCCCCUGGGGCGGUCAGCUCCUCCAGCACCGACAGCAAGAACGAGCAUGGGAAGCCGCAGCUCAAGGUCGACCCAGCUUUGGACCUGAAAGUGGUGAGGAGCCUCCGAGAGCGAACGCAGACUGAGGAUGAGCGGACAGAAUGCGCAAACCACAAGAGGAUGAAGAUGCCGGAAUUCAUCCAGCCCCUGUCGCCCUCAGACCUGGACAGUCUGGACAGCAACAGCCUGAACGAGGACAACAGCAGCGACCCGCGGGACAUCGACCAGGACAACCGGAGCACCUCGCCCAGCAUCGCCAGCCCCUGCGGGGCGGACAGCGACUCCGACUCCUCCGCCUCCCAGUGCCCGCUGGGCCCCUUGGCCGGCAGCCCACUGCCCGCUGAGCCCUCCUCCUCCACCUCCUCCUCCUCCCCCUCCUCCUCCUCCUCCUCCUCCUCCUCCUCCCCCUCCUCCUCCUCCUCCCCCUCCUCCUCCACCACCACCACCACCACCACCACCACCACCACCACGACCACCGCCGCCGCCUCCACCUCGGGCCUGCGUCAGCCUCAGGGCCAGGUCCAGGACCUCGGCCCCCCGCGGCCGCCUCCCUCCGCCCCUCCUUGGCCCGCCCACGCCCCCGCCCCCGCCUCCCCGGCCGCCGCCUCCUCCUCCGGCCCGUCUCGGGCCUACCCGUGCCCGAGGCCCGGCGACGGACCCCCUUUCACCGCCCGCCUGCCCCCGCCCCCCGCCCUCAAGCCGCUCGCCCACCCGUCGCCCCUCCCCUGCCAGGCCCCCGCGCCCGCCCUGCCGCUGAUGGCGCAGGCGGCGGGUCACCCGCCGGCCCCGCCGGUGAGCGCCCACCAGGCCCCCGGGCCCGCCCGCUUCGCCCCCGCCACCGCCACCGCCCCACCUCCUCCCGCCAACCCCUCGUCGCCCGCGGCCGCCCACCCGCUGCCCUGCCCCCCGGCGGCGGGCGGGGCCAGGCCUGCGGCCUACCUGCCGGCCGGGCCUCACGGCGCCAACCAGGCCUCAGGCCUGAGCGCUCGGGCCUUCUCGCCGCCCUCCACCUCCACCUCCUCGGCCUCCCUCGCCCCCUCCCCCUCGGUCAAGGCCUACUCCUCCUCCUCCUCCUCCUCCUCCUCCUCCCACUCCACCUCCACCUCCGGCUACGUCCAGGCCCUGCCCGCCGCCCACUACCUCAACGCGGGCCCGGCCGGGACCGCCUCCUCCUACCCGCUCCCGGGGGUGUCCGGCUCUCCCUCCCGCCUGCCGCCCUACCCCUUCCCCCCGCCCUCCUCCUCCUCCUCCUCCUCCUCCUCCUCCUCCUCCUCCCUCUCCCUCCCCGCCUCCUCCUCCUCCAAGCCCCCGGCCGCCCCCAGGCUCCGGGGGGAGGAGGCGCUGGCCCCCACCGAGGAGGGGGCGGGCGAGGAAGGGGUCCCCGACAGCCCCCCCGGGGUUCCGGCCCGCAGCCCCUCCCCCGAGCCCAGGGUGGUGGACACGGCCAGCCACGCCAGCCAGUCGGCCAGGUUCAUCAGACAUUUUGACCGUGGAUAUAACUCUUGCUCCCGCUGCGACCUCUACUUCGUCCCACUGCCCGGAUCCAAGCUGGCCAAAAAGCGGGAAGAGCUGCUGGAGAGAGCUCGGAAAGAGGCGGAGCAGAGAGUGAGGGAGGAGAAGGAAAGGGAGCGAGAGAGGGAACGAGAGAGGGAACGAGAGAAAGAGAUGGAAAGAGCAAUGAAACUCUCCAGCGAGACGCGGAUUCAGGACGCACUCUUGAUGGGGGCGGCCGUGGGUGGCGGUGGGGGCGGCGGCGGCCACCGGCCCCCCUUUGAGGCCCAGCCGGGCAGCAUAGCUGCCGUGCCGCCUUACCUCGGGCCCGACACGCCGGCCCUGCGGACGCUCGCUACCCAAGCAGUUCACCCGCUCCUUGACCCGCUGAGCAGCACCGGGCAGCUGACUCGGAUCGCCUACCCAUCAGGUACCCUCCCCAACCACCUCCUGGGGCAACACGUCUCCGAGCAUGAGAUCCUGCGGCACCAAAUCUUUGGGACACCAUACCGGGAACUGCAGGGGUCUGUACCCCCUCCAAUGUCGGCCGCUCAUCAGCUCCAAGCGAUGCAGGCGCAAUCGGCCGAGCUACAGCGAUUGGCCAUUGAACAGCACCAGCAAUGGCUGCAGGGUCACCAUCAGAUCCAUGGAGUGCCUCUACCUGGGCAGGAAGACUACUACAGAGUUUGGGCGAACUACUUUUCAAUGCGGAGGUGAAUCCGAUCGGUGGAGGAGUGCAUUCCCUCGGGCGUACAAGGGACUGACGGCGAGACGAUUAACCGCGAUACCCCACCACCACCACCACCCGGAGGACACGAACAACUGCGAGCUGCGCCUGGCCACCGCCCCCCCCACCCCCAACACACACACACAACCCCAAACCAACUCUGUACCUCCUCCUCCCUCCCCCACAGCGACCCCAUCCG
Messenger RNA from Carcharodon carcharias (great white shark), 3027 nucleotides. Its product is annotated as arginine-glutamic acid dipeptide repeats protein-like. Gene Ontology annotation, molecular function: transcription corepressor activity. The transcript has 12 exons. Lineage: Eukaryota; Metazoa; Chordata; Chondrichthyes; Lamniformes; Lamnidae. Gene Ontology annotation, cellular component: nucleus. The coding region runs from base 398 to 2818 and encodes 806 amino acids. The record is from RefSeq and is a predicted model, not a curated record.